ACAUUAUUACCAAACCAAGCAGACACAUCCACAAUUAACAUAUUUUUUGAGCUACUAUGUAAUUCUACUCCCUUAGAAAAUUUUAAAAGCACUUUUUACUCCAUCAACGUUACUAUCUAGCGACCUUGUAAAAAAAGUGCUUUCGCUUUUUCAGAAAGUAAUUCUUUUUAAGAGUGUAAUAAUUUCUUACCGAAGGGUGGUAAAUUUUCAGAAACUAAAUCUUGCCCAGAUCCCAUUGUUACGGCAAGGGUAAUAUAAGAGUUAUCUUUUAGAGACAAGCAAUUACUAAAAUUGUUACAUCGCGGUAGAAUCACAUAGUACCUCCUUACUUCAUGAGUAGCAAUAUAAUUCCCCAAUUAAAUAUUUUCAGUACACAAGAAACCAAGUCAAAAAUGAAGUCCCUAUUUUUUAUGUUUUGCAUUGUCUUAUCCUCCACCAUGUCAGAAGGCGCUGUUCGUCGAGUACAAAUCUUCAAUGCGCAGUAUGGCGGCAGGGUGCUCUCACUUGCAAAUGGAAAAGCCCAUGAGGGAAAUCAUCUGAUCUUUUGGUAUGGCAGAGACCCAUGGUAUAUUUUUCAGAUUGAAUGGGAUUUUGCUCGAGCCUGUGGAACAACAAUUGUUCCGAUCUUUCAGGAGAACGGGGGAUGCAGGGACCGGGUGGUUACUGCCGGAAUAAAUGCGUGGAACAUACAUUCAAUGACGAACAAUAAAGUGACACUACCAGGACUGGCUAAACAAUUGUGGGUCUUCGUACCCGUGUCAAACAACCUUUACAUGAUUAUUGACAAAACGUCGGGAAAGUGUUUGGAACACGUUGAGAACCGGAACGCUGCCGCGAAUGGUGCCAACCUAAGUAAUUGCAACAAGUCAAGCGUUCAACAGUUAUUCCAGAUUCGGGAUAUUUAAAUUAUCACAUUACAACAUAUAACACUAUUAAUUUAGUUGAGCAUUGACAGCAUUUCAAUUGAUUAGAUUUCAUAAAUAAUUUAUGAUAAAUUAGUUUGAUUGGUUAACACAUGACACUAUUUAGUUAUAAGUAAUUCGAUACUUGUUAAACUCUCUUGAAAAAAUAAUAAAGUAGGAGGUUGGACAUAAAGACUUGGUCUGAAAUUUGGUAUUCCGCCAAACUCUAGCAGACUUUGUCAAUAUGAGCCAUUUCUGUUUUACUAUUGUUUCCCACCAA
This is a messenger RNA of Folsomia candida, 1182 nucleotides long. RefSeq lists its product as uncharacterized. The record is from RefSeq and is a predicted model, not a curated record. Lineage: Eukaryota; Metazoa; Arthropoda; Collembola; Entomobryomorpha; Isotomidae. The transcript has 5 exons. The coding region runs from base 333 to 905 and encodes 190 amino acids.